This is a messenger RNA of Oryza brachyantha (malo sina), 4829 nucleotides long. RefSeq names its product DExH-box ATP-dependent RNA helicase DExH7, chloroplastic-like. NCBI's taxonomy places the organism in Eukaryota, Viridiplantae, Streptophyta, Magnoliopsida, Poales, Poaceae. The coding region runs from base 1 to 4323 and encodes 1440 amino acids. Gene Ontology annotation, cellular component: intracellular anatomical structure. The transcript is spliced from 35 exons. Gene Ontology annotation, molecular function: RNA binding; ATP binding. The record is from RefSeq and is a predicted model, not a curated record.
AUGGCGCCUAAGAAGAAGCAGCAGGCGCCGAAGCAGAAGCAGAAGCCCAAGCACUCCUCCACAUCGUCGUCGUCGUCGUCGUCCUCCUCGGCCGCAGCCGCCGCCGCCGCCACCGCGCCGCGCCUCCAGAUCUCGUCGGAGAACGAGCGCCGCCUCCGGCGGCUCCUCAUCAACUCCGGAGCGACCGACGCACAGGCUCCAGCCCCAUCCGAUGCUCCCGCGGCGGCGCGUGCCGAGUCGAGGGAGCUGAAGGCGCGGCGGCUGCGCGGGGUGUACGACAAGCUCGCCCUCGAGGGCUUCUCCUCCGCGCCAAUCGAGCAGGCGCUCUCCGCACUAUCGGAUUCGGCUACGUUCGAGUCGGCGUUGGACUGGCUGUGCUUUAAUCUGCCCGGCGACGAGCUCCCCCUCAAGUUCUCCAGUGGCACCGCUUCCUCUUCAGGGGCAGGGCUUUUAGGGACAGAGGGUUCAGUUAAGGUAGUAUCGACAGCAAAAGACAAUUGGGUGCCACAGAGUCGUCAGUCAGAGGAGGUGCAGGGGAGCACUGAGGGGUUGGAAAUUAGAGUUAGCAGACGGCGAGAAGAAGAUUUGACAUUGGAUGAUGGGCGAUCAUCUCAAGCUGCAUGGAUUCGGCAGUACAUGGAACAACAAGAGGAGGAAGAUGAUGUAAAUUCUAAUGAUUCCUACACAUGGGAAGAUCACUUCUCACCAAGUUUUGCAACUGUUGAAGCAAAGCCAAGUAGGCAAAAGAAGAAGGGUAAACAAGAGAAAUCAUCCUCUGGAAACUCAAAGGAAGUUCUCAGCAGUUCAGAUAAGACACUAAAUGCUGAUAUUGCAAAUGUUGAGGGUGGUCAAGUUGACUCUGGCGCAACUGGGAAGAAAUGUGAGAGUCCUGUCCAUAUGGACGAAGGAUCCAAUUUGGACAAAAGAAUUUCCAAGGAUGUUGAUGAAACUAGCACAAAGGAGGCAGAAGAAGAGGAAGUAGAACUUGAUAACCUGUUUUUUGAAGACUCUUCUGCUUGGGAAGCAGUGGCUCCAGAUAUAUUAAAACAGCAAAAAUUAGAGAAAUUAUCACAUGAUGGUUAUGGGCAUCUUCUUGGAAACAUAGAUGAUAUAUGGAAGAAGGGAGAUUCUGGUAAAAUGCCAAAAGCUGUUCUGCAAAAAUUUUGUCAGAAACUUGGUUGGGAAGCGCCAAAAUACAGUAAAAUAUCUGAAAAGGAUCGUAAAUUCAUAUAUGCUGUUAAUGUAUUGCGUGGCUCUACUGGUCGUGGUAAAAGUCGGAAGGCAGGAGGCUUGACUAAAGUUGAGUUACCUGAACAAGAUAAAGAAUAUGUAUCUGUUGAGGAAGCACAAAACAGAGUGGCGGCUUUUGCUCUAUAUCAAUUUUUUGCUGAUCUUUCAUUGCGUCCAUUGCUUAUUGAACCAUAUGCAUCGCUUGUUUUAAGAUGGCAAGAAGGGGAGUUAUCGUCAUCAUCUUCAAGGGUUAUGGAUACCGAGGAUAACCGAAGAGCUGGUUUUGUGGAUAUGUUGUUGGAUAUGGAUACAAAUACAACUCCACAUCAAGUUGGAGAUGCUUCAAAUGGUGCUACAUCUGUUGAUUCUAGGAGUAUUGAGGAAAGCUAUUCUGUCCAUGAGAAGAAAGAGACUUAUUUAGUGAAUCGUACAGGAUCAAGAUCUCCAGAGCAGGCAGAAAGCAGAAUGUUGAAAAAACAGCUACAAAAUAAAAUGAAGGACUCGAGCUAUUUGAAAAUGCUGGAAGCAAGAGCUUCUCUACCAAUUUCUAAACUCAAAGAUCAUUUUCUACAGUUACUGAAAGAGAAUGAUGUAGUUGUUGUUAGCGGAGAAACAGGAUGUGGGAAAACAACUCAGGUGCCACAGUUUAUUUUGGAUGAUAUGAUUGAAUCUGAGCUUGGUGGUUACUGCAACAUAGUUUGCACACAACCCCGGAGGAUAGCGGCCAUUUCAGUGGCUGAAAGGGUGUCUAAUGAGCGGUGUGAAUCUUCGCCUGGCUCUAAGGAUUCUUUGGUUGGAUAUCAAGUUCGUCUUGACAGUGCUCGGAAUGAAAGGACAAAGCUUCUGUUCUGUACCACUGGUAUCCUCCUUAGGAAAUUAUCUGGGAGCAAUGAUUUAAGUGAUGUUACUCAUGUUGUAGUAGAUGAAGUACACGAACGCACUAUUUUGGGUGACUUCCUGCUGACUGUUCUUAAGAGUCUUGUUGAGAAACGUUCUAAUCAACCAGGAAGAAAGCUGAAAGUUAUUCUCAUGUCUGCUACUGUUGAUUCCAGCCUAUUUUCUCGGUAUUUCGGAGAUUGCCCUGUAAUUAAUGUUGAAGGGAGAACUCAUCCAGUUUCAACCCACUUCCUUGAGGAUGUUUAUGAGAAAAUGGAGUACUGUCUUGCUUUGGAUUCUCCUGCAUCAGGAGCAUACUUUCAACAGCAUGGAGAAAAGUGGAAGAAUGCUAGUAGCACAGUGAAUAAUCGGCGAGGAAAGAAGAAUCUUGUUUUAUCCUCAUGGGGGGAUGAGUCGGUGCUUUCUGAAGAUUAUGUUAAUCCUCAUUAUAGAACUGAUUGCUAUCAGUCAUACAGCGAAAGGACCAACCAAAAUCUGAAACUCUUAAACGAAGAUGUGAUUGAUUUUGAUCUAUUGGAAGACUUGAUAUGCUAUAUUGAUGAGAACUGCCCCCCUGGCGCAGUUCUAGUUUUUCUUCCUGGAGUUGCAGAGAUUGAUAUGUUGAUUGAUAGAUUAUCUGCCUCAGUUAGAUUUGGAAGGGAAUCAUCUGAUUGGAUUCUUCCUUUGCAUUCAUUACUUGCACCCACCGAUCAAAGGAAGGUGUUCCAGUCACCACCAGAAAGCAUUCGUAAGGUUAUUGUUGCCACAGACAUAGCAGAGACCAGCAUUACAAUUGAUGAUGUAAUCUAUGUGGUUGAUACUGGAAAGCACAAGCAGAACCGCUAUAACCCACAGAAGAAAAUGUCAAGCAUAGUAGAAGAUUGGAUUUCUCGUGCAAAUGCAAAACAGAGACGAGGACGGGCUGGUCGUGUGAAGCCUGGGUUGUGUUUCUGCUUGUAUACUCGGCAUCGUUUUGAAAAAAUGAUGCGCCCAUUUCAGGUGCCUGAGAUGCUGCGGAUGCCAUUAACUGAACUGUGUUUGCAAAUAAAAUCACUUCAUCUGGGUGGCAUAAAAUCGUUUCUUUUAAAGGCCAUAGAGCCCCCUAAAGAAGAAGCCAUCUCCUCUGCUAUUGAAUUGUUAUAUCAGGUUGGAGCAUUUGAAGGACACGAGGAAUUAUCACCUCUUGGCUAUCAUUUGGCCAAAUUGCCAGUCGAUGUUUUGAUUGGAAAGAUGAUGCUCUAUGGUGCUAUCUUUGGCUGCUUAUCACCCAUUCUUUCUGUUGCUGCUUUUCUGAGUUAUAAAUCCCCAUUCAUCUCUCCAAAAGAUGAGAAGCAAAAUGUGGAGAAGGCAAAGGCUUCAUUGAUGAAUGAGAACCUUGAUGGGUCUGCAUCUACAGAAGACAAUAAAGAAUCUGAUCACCUGUUAAUGGUUAUUGCAUACAAUAAGUGGUCCCGGAUAUUAAGAGAGAAUGGAGCUAGAUCUGCCCAUCAGUUUUGCCGUUCAUUCUACUUAAACAGUACAGUGAUGUAUAUGGUCAGAGACAUGCGACUACAGUAUGGGACAUUAUUAGCAGACAUUGGACUUUUGGAUAUUUCUAAAGAUAUCCUGAGACCAGUGGAUGGAAUGAGGAAAAACAAUCUUGAGAGUUGGUUUGCGAAUAUGUCUCUUCCAUUUAACUUAUGUGCUCGUUACUCCUCAGUUGUUAAGUCAGUCAUAUGUGCAGGUCUAUACCCUAAUGUUGCAGCUACUUUAGAGGGUGUUGAUCCAGGAGCUCUAGGUGGCAGGAAGCCAUCUGAUUUUCUGUCUGGAAAGGAUCGUCCUCGAUGGUAUGAUGGACGACGAGAAGUUCACAUACACCCAUCAUCUAUGAAUCACAGCUUGAAAGCUGCUCAAUAUCCAUUUUUGGUGUUUCUUGAGAAGGUUGAGACAAGUAAGGUGUUUCUACGUGAUACUAGUGUCAUUUCCCCCUAUGCACUCCUUCUGUUUGGUGGUUCCAUGGUAAUACAACAUCAGACAGGAGUGGUUAUCAUAGAUGGAUGGUUAAGGCUGACAGCUGCUGCACAGACUGCUGUCCUAUUCAAAAAACUUCGUGUAACACUUGAUGCUGUUCUGAAAGAAUUGAUAAGAAGGCCUGAGAUGGCAGCUUUUGUUGACAAUGAAGUUGUCAGAUCCAUUAUUCAUUUACUGUUAGAGGAAGAGAAGGCCCAACAAGCAUGAAGUUGUGGUCAACGGAUUAUGGUAUAUAUAAUUGGCAACAGCGGAAACAUAGAAGAAUCAACUUCAGAGGCAUCCAAACUGUUUUCUCUUGCCGUUCACCCCGUUGCUAUUUGGCUGGCAAGGCUUGGUGAUUGGCGUUUUUGAAGCUUCAAUGCAGAAAGUGGUUUACUGCAUUUACUUAACUAAACAACAAAAAAUAGAUAUAUGUUACAGUAUAAUAGAGAAAAUCUUGAAAUUCCUUUUCCCCAACCCUGAUACUUUUUUCCCCAGCCCUGAUGUGGAACACAUGACUACCUCAAUUCACUUGAUCUGCUAAAACAUGAAAGCCAUGCGUGUAAGAGAGACCGCAGGAAAUGGAGCACAUGGUAUAUUUAUUCCCUCGAAAGCAAUUUUCUUUCACAAGGAUUUGCUAUGCGGGUGAGAUCGUCUAUGCAUGUUAAAAAGUUUACUUUAAAGUUAUAGUAAAGAAUAGACUAGUUGAUGAUAUCUUGCGUAUCUUGAAACUA